UUACCCUGUCAUUUGUUCAUGGCAAUGCUUCCAGUAACAUUAUUUUUCUUGACCGUUGAUCGAAUAUGUAUUAUUAAAUUUGGAGCCAAUUAUGGAUUUAAUGUUAAACAAACAUUUAAAAUUGGAUAUUUCUCCUCUCUUAUUGUUUGUGUUUGUGUUAACACGGCAGGGUUUCUCACGGCGCUUCCUUUACCCGAAUAUACAGAAUGUGAAAUUUUUGGUUGCAUUUUGGAUUCAGCAGUUCAAUUUUAUUUGGGUUGGAGAGCAUUUUGUGCUAUUUUUAAUAUAG
Molecule: messenger RNA, 289 nt
Organism: Meloidogyne enterolobii
Lineage: Eukaryota; Metazoa; Nematoda; Chromadorea; Rhabditida; Meloidogynidae
Source: the annotation of a GenBank genome assembly